This is a messenger RNA of Epinephelus lanceolatus (giant grouper), 1890 nucleotides long. It is a transcript of the gene dhrs12lb, whose product is annotated as dehydrogenase/reductase (SDR family) member 12-like b. The record is from RefSeq and is a predicted model, not a curated record. Lineage: Eukaryota; Metazoa; Chordata; Actinopteri; Perciformes; Serranidae.
AUUUUAAUGAAUGAGCCGAUAAAAGUUUAACUAAUGUCACUUGACUGUCAGGGUUGAGUGUUUUUGAAGUGUUGUGUCCAAGGAGUGUCGGCAGAGAGCAGCAAGGGCUCCCUCUGUGUCUGCUUCAUGUGAUGCUGAUCUGUCACAGUGGUUGACCAGGACUGGCAAACUGGGGCACAUCUUGGGAUUGGUGACAUGUCUCUGUACCGAAAUGCCAUCUGGUUUUGGAAUGGGAUCCACCAAUAUACAAGGAAAGGAUAUGAGGCAGCAUGUAAAGACUUUGAGCCCAAAGACCUGGACGUGUCAGUUGUGGGACGGUCUUUUAUGAUCACUGGAGCCAACAGUGGGAUCGGCAGGGCCACAGCCAUGGCUAUAGCCAAGAAAGGUGGGACCGUCCACAUGGUGUGUAGGAACAGGGACAAAGCAGAAGAGGCCAGGUCGGACAUUGUCAAUAAGUCUGGGAACACGGAGGUGUACAUCCAUGUUGUGGACAUGUCGGAGACAUGCAAAGUCUGGGAGUUUGCAGAGGCAUUCAGGAAGCAGCAUUCAUCCUUGAAUGUGCUGAUAAAUAAUGCAGGGUGUAUGGUGCACAAGAGAGAGCUGAAUGCUGAGGGCCUGGAGAGGAACUUUGCUACCAACACUAUGGGGGUGUACAUCCUCACCCAGAGUCUGAUACCACUUAUACAGAAGAGCCGGGAUCCAAGGGUGAUCACUGUGUCCUCGGGCGGCAUGCUGGUCCAGAAACUCCUAGUCGAUGACUUGCAGUCAGAGAAGGGCAGCUUUGAUGGUGUCAUGGUCUACGCCCAGAACAAGAGACAGCAGGUGGUGCUGACACAACAGUGGGCCAAAGCCAACCCAGUCAUUCACUUCUCUGUGAUGCAUCCAGGCUGGGUCGAUACACCAGCUGUCUCCACAUCAAUGCCUCAGUUCCACCACAUGAUGGGUGACAGGCUGCGCAGCGUAGAGCAAGGAGCCGACACCGUCGUGUGGUUGGCCUUGUCUAGAGCUGCUGCCAGAACACGCAGCGGGCAGUUCUUUCAAGAUCGUAAACCUGUUCCUGUCCACCUGCCUCUGGCCUGGACUUACAGCUCUGCUGAAGAGAUCCAGAGUUUCAUGACUCAGCUGGAAACUUUGGCCAGAGCCAUUCAGUCACAGCCUGACGUAGAGCUUAACGGUCCCUCCAGACCUCAGUUUGUCUGAAAGCUGAUUCAAAUGUUAAACCAUACGUAACCCAUUAAAGCAUUAGUUACAAUAACAUCAGCUCCUGGAAAACAAACCACAGUUGUCAUGCUUAGUCUUGUUUGUCUAAUUCUACACAGCCAUAUUUUCAGGAUGGCUCAUAACUCAGUGAUGACAUUUGUGAUGUCAUCAUGUGGUAAUGUCUGCAUGGAAUAUGUCAGGCUCUAUUGACUUAAAGACAAAGGUCAUUGAUUUAGACUGAAUAUCUCAUUAGCAGUUACUGAACACAAAACAUGCCUGUCUAUUAUCUGUAUCAGUGGCUCCAAAACUUAUUCCUUCAGAGAGGCCUUUUCUAUCACUGAGUAAACUGACCUCUCACUAUAUUAAAGAUAUUUCACAUUAUAUUCACUGUAACAAUAACAGCACAGAACAACUGAUAAACUGUACAAUUACCUUAAAUAGUGAACGCAAUACCUACAGGAAGAACUUUGGGCUGAUCAUUUCCUGUGAAUAUUGCAUCAGAAAAUGAGUUUUCAUGUUUUGUUUUGGGAACUUUUUGCACAAUUCUUUUUCUGUAAUAUGUAUUUUAAAUUUUUUUAACAACUAUACAUACUUAAAAGGCUUUAUUUAUGGAGAAAUUCAGGGGUUUCUUCCAUAAUGUGGGACGAGGAUGUGUGAAUAUAGCUUGCAUUCGGGUCUUCAGUGCACCCU